This is a messenger RNA of Arabidopsis arenosa, 3765 nucleotides long. Lineage: Eukaryota; Viridiplantae; Streptophyta; Magnoliopsida; Brassicales; Brassicaceae. The record is from the annotation of a GenBank genome assembly.
CAUUCUCUUCUUCUUCUCUUUUUCUCUGUCUCUCGUGAUUCUUUAUUCAUUAGAUCGAAGCAAAGAUGUCCACAGCGCCGUCUCCAGGAACUACUCCAUCACCAUCUCCACCAUCUCCUCCCACAAACUCAACAACCACCACUCCUCCUCCAUCUUCCUCUCCUCCUCCCACCACAACUCCUUCUUCUCCUCCUCCGCCGCCGUCAACUAAUUCAACCUCUCCUCCUCCUUCUUCUCCUUUACCUCCUUCUCUUCCUCCUCCAUCUCCUCCUGGAUCUUCCACUCCUCCUCUUCCUCAACCUUCUCCCUCCGCACCCAUCACUCCAUCUCCGCCGUCUCCUUCCACUCCUGGAUCAAACCCUCGAAGCCCUCCAUCUCCAAACCAAGGACCACCAAACACUCCCUCAGGACCUACUCCUCGAACUCCAUCUAACGCUAAUCCUUCGCCGCCGUCUGAUUCUUCCGAUGGAUUGUCUACAGGAGUGGUGGUCGGAAUCGCCAUUGGAGGAGUUGUUGCGCUUGUGGUACUGACUCUGAUUUGUCUUCUCUGUAAGAAGAAACGAAGAAGAAGACAUGACGAUGAAGCUGCUUACUAUGUUCCUCCUCCUCCUCCUCCUUCUGGUCCCAAAGCUGGAGGACCUUACGGUGGACAACAACAGUAUUGGCAACAACAAAACGCAUCACGACCGUCAGAUAAUCAUGUAGUGACGUCAUUGCCACCACCUAAACCUCCAUCUCCACCACGGAAACCUCCUCCGCCUCCUCCACCACCGGCAUUCAUGAGCAGCAGUGGCGGUUCUGACUAUUCGGAUCUUCCGGUUCUUCCUCCACCAUCUCCAGGGCUUGUGUUAGGAUUUUCUAAAAGUAUAUUGCCUAGUGGGAAAGAAGUUGCUGUGAAACAGUUGAAAGCUGGGAGUGGUCAGGGAGAGAGAGAGUUUCAGGCUGAGGUUGAGAUCAUUAGCAGAGUUCAUCACAGGCAUUUGGUUUCUCUUAUUGGUUAUUGUAUGGCCGGUGUUCAAAGAUUGCUUGUCUAUGAGUUUGUCCCCAACAACAAUCUCGAGUUUCACCUCCAUGGGAAGGGACGACCUACGAUGGAAUGGAGUACUAGAUUGAAGAUUGCUCUUGGAUCUGCUAAAGGACUUUCAUAUCUUCAUGAAGACUGCAAUCCGAAAAUCAUUCACCGUGAUAUUAAGGCGGCAAAUAUACUUAUUGAUUUCAAGUUUGAAGCUAAGGUUGCUGAUUUUGGUCUUGCCAAGAUUGCUUCUGAUACAAACACUCAUGUAUCUACACGCGUGAUGGGAACCUUUGGGUAUUUGGCUCCAGAAUAUGCUGCAAGCGGAAAGCUCACAGAAAAGUCUGACGUUUUCUCAUUUGGUGUUGUACUUUUGGAGCUUAUAACCGGGAGGCGCCCUGUUGAUGCAAACAAUGUCUAUGUAGAUGACAGCUUAGUUGAUUGGGCACGACCCUUGCUUAACCGAGCAUCUGAGGAAGGAGAUUUUGAGGGUUUGGCUGAUUCAAAGAUGGGUAAUGAGUAUGACAGAGAGGAAAUGGCUCGCAUGGUUGCAUGUGCUGCAGCUUGUGUUCGCCAUUCAGCUCGCCGCAGACCUCGCAUGAGCCAGAUAGUACGUGCCUUAGAAGGAAAUGUAUCACUGUCUGAUCUUAACGAAGGGAUGAGACCGGGUCACAGCAACGUCUACAGCUCAUAUGGAGGAAGCACAGACUAUGACACGAGCCAAUACAACGACGACAUGAAGAAGUUUAGGAAAAUGGCACUAGGAACUCAAGAAUACGGCACAACCGGCGAGUACAGUAAUCCAACAAGUGACUACGGACUGUACCCAUCUGGUUCGAGCAGCGAAGGUCAAGCCACACGAGAAAUGGAGAUGGGGAAGAUUAAGAAAACCGGUCAAGGACUUAAACCUCACCACCGAAUUGCUUUGGGAGUUUCAGGUGGUCCUGAUAGUAUGGCUCUUUGUGUUUUAACUGCAAAAUGGAAAACUGAAGGAUUAAGUUGUGUUAAUAAAACAGAUGGUUUUAUUGAUGGACUUGUUGCUAUAGUUGUGGAUCAUGGAUUAAGACAAGAGAGUAAAGAUGAAGCUGAACUUGUCUGUUCUAGAGUUUCUCAAAUGGGAAUCAGAUGUGAGAUUGCGAGUUGUUAUUGGGUUGAUGGUAGACCAAAGCUUGGUCACUUGCAAGAAGCAGCUCGUGAAAUGAGGUAUCAGAUGAUUUCGAAUGUUUGUUUUCGACAGCAGAUUGAGGUCUUGCUUAUAGCUCAUCAUGCUGAUGACCAGGCUGAGUUAUUCAUUCUCAGGUUAUCUCGUAGUAGCGGUGUACUCGGGCUUGCGGGUACAGCUUUUGCUUCCGAGAUUUUCUCCAGAAAUCUGCAGUUAGAUGCAAAACAUAUGAAGAACCGAUCUAUUCUCUUAGUGCGUCCGCUACUGGAUUUAUGGAAAGAAGACAUGUAUAAGAUAUGUCAAUGGGGUAGACAAGAUUGGGUUGAAGAUCCGACUAAUCGUAGUCAAUUGUUUGUCCGGAACAGGAUUCGAACGUCAAUAGGAAAUCUACAUUCAGGCAACUUCAAGUCAGAGCUUCAAGCAGUCAUUUCUGAAUGCCGGAGAACACGGUCGUUUGUUGAUAAAGUUUGUACAGACUUAAUAAGUCAGACCGUAUCAGUGACAGAUAAAGGGUAUGCUAUUCUUGAUCUAGAGAGACUAAAUCCUUCAGGUGUUAAAGAUAUUUGCCUCUCAAAGUAUCUUGCUGCUGUCCUGCAGUUUAUCUCUCAACGGCAAAGACCAAUCAGAGGAAACACUUCAAAGUUGCUUUUGAACUAUAUCCGCGCAAUUCCGUGCAGGACAUCUCUAACAGCUGCUGGUUGCUACCUUAGUCCAGCUCCUGGGUCCAAGGGUACCAAAAUUAUAGUUUCCUGUUCUGUUGACUGUCCUUUACCGUCAAAGACAGAACUCGUGAACAUUUGCGUCAAUGAAGCUCAGAAAAAACCGACUUCUGAUGAGUUCAGUAAAAUCAUAUCAGAUGCAACAUCUAUUUCAGACCAAGCAGCCCCGAGCAAAUUGUUUCAAGUCCAGUUUUUGGAUGUUGCAUCUGAAUCCGUAUUGAGUAAAGCCAGAGAGCUCAAUCUUCUCAGCGAAUCUACCUAUACAACCAUCGGUCUGCUGCAAAGGAAUGAAACGAAUCGGUUCAUAACUAAAACCGAAGACAAAUCAGUCGAAGAAUCAGAGCAUGGAACCAACAUACCAUCUUCCUCUGAUAAAGUACAUCUUUGGCCAGGGCAAAAUCUCUACUUCAUGAACCGGUUUCUCAUCAGAUGGAACUUGAGCGACCACCAAUGUGAUGAAGCAGGCUGCAGAAAUUGUCCAGUGAAGACAGCUACAUCAAUGGAGGUUCGGCACAUGGUUGAAUCCGACUGGCUCUAUCUAGCUGAGCUUUCAAAAUGCUCGAACUCAAACCAUUCUGUUUCAUCCUCACAAAAAGCUCUCAGGUCCUUAAAGUUAAUCCCAGCCGCUGCAAGAAAAAGCCUCCCGGUCUUGAUCAAUCAUUGCGGAUUACUACUCAGUGUUCCUGCUAUUGGCUUCAACUAUUGUCCAUGCCUUGAGGCAUCUGCAGUGUUUCUUCCAAGAGUACCACUCGGAGGUGGUCAUAGCUCAUUUCUCUAGUCUAGCCAUAUCCUGUUUCAUUCAUUCAAUUCUAACAGACAUUUAUUCACUUGUACUGAAUUCUUGUGAAACGAAAUAAUAUUUGAUCAAGAAU